GUAUAUAUAAAAACACGGUUUAUAAAUGUCUCUUUGACACAAGGCUGUUGGUGCAUACAGGCUGGAGAGAUAAAGAGAUCACUGAUCCUUAAUCACGAGCACCGUCAACGAGGCGAAAACAACCGACUCCCUCUCUUUUCCCCUCCUCGGGACCCUCAGUCUCUCUCACAACCCCAGUUCUUUACCACUCUCUGCCUGCCCAUCUUCCUACCCUCAACCAUGGCUCCGACGCUGGCCACGGCGUUCGCCCGCCGCUGGUGGAUGGCAGUGACUUCUAUCAUUGAGAAUCUCCUCUUUUCUGCUGUGCUCUUGGGAUGGGGAUCACUCCUCAUUAUGCUUAAGUCAGAGGGCUUCUACUCAUACCUAUGCAGCGAUAAAGGUAACAGCUCCAGCUACAAUCUGUCCCUGGAGACAACACAGGUGCCCGACGAGUACUUUGACUACUAUGAAGAUAGCGAGGGGCCCAUGGUGGCCCUGGGGGACGGAGUGGAGAUGAAGCCCCUGGUCCCGGCGGACGGGCUUCUGAAGAUGAAUGGCUGGCUAAUCUGUAAGGAGCAGGAUGAGAUGUUGAACCUGGCCUUCACUGUGGGCUCAUUCCUCCUCUCUGCCAUCACACUACCACUGGGAAUUGUCAUGGACAAAUAUGGACCUCGGAAACUCCGACUGUUGGGCAGCACAUGCUUUGGCUUGUCUUGUCUGUUCAUUGCUUAUGGAGCCUACCAACCCAACGAACUCUCAGUCCUUAUCUUUAUCGCGCUGACUUUCAAUGGCUUUGGUGGCAUGUGCAUGACCUUCACCUCCCUCACGUUGCCUAACAUGUUUGGGGAUCUGCGUUCCACCUUUAUCGCCCUGAUGAUUGGCUCCUAUGCUUCCUCUGCUGUCACCUUCCCUGGCGUCAAGGUGAUCUAUGACUUUGGCGUACCAUUCAUUACUAUUCUGGUGGUGUGGGCAGCCUGUGCUGGAAUUGUCUUCCUAAACUGCUUCUUCAACUGGCCCCUGGAACCCUUCCCAGGAGCAGGGGACAUGGACUACACUGUCAAGAUAAAGUUCAGCUGGCUGGGCUUUGACCACAAAAUCACAGGCAAACAGUUCUACCGCCAAGUGACCACAGUGGGCCGUCGUCUAAGUGUGGGCAACAGUCUGGUGCAGAAAGAUUUGCCCACCAAGGAGGGCAAGCUCUGCCUUUCCACCAUGGACCUGGAGUUAGACGGAAAGCCUAAAGAAGAGUCCCAGUCAUUCAUGAAAACCAUCAUCACCCCCAUCUUCCUGCUCAGCCUGGUGACCAUGUCGGUCACUCAGCUGCGUCUCUUGUUCUACAUGGGAGCCAUGAAUAGCGUGCUGGAGGUGCUAAGUGAUGGUGAUCUCAACACAGUGGAAAGAAUGGAACUUGUGAGUUUGUACUCGUCCAUCUUCGGCGUUCUUCAGCUGCUUUGCCUCAUGACCAGUCCUGUGAUUGGUCAGAUCAUGGACUGGAAGUUGAAGGAGUGUCACAACGGAGAGGAAUCAAAGGAUUUGUGCAGCAAGGAUGAACCAAAGAAAAAGCAAAGAGACAACAAAACCCAGAAGGUGACCAACGCCCUGCGAGCAUUUCUGCUUACGAAUGUCCUUUUGGUGGGCUUCGGGAUCACUUGUCUGAUACCCAACCUCCAUCUCCAGAUUGUGUCAUUUAUCUUGCACACUGUGGUGAGAGGAUUCCUUCACUCGGCUGUCGGUGGCCUGUACGCUGCUGUGUACCCCUCCUCGCAGUUUGGCAGUCUAACAGGCAUGCAGUCACUAGUCAGUGCUGUCUUUGGUCUGCUGCAGCAGCCCCUCUUUUUGGCUAUGAUGGGACCCCUGGAGGGAGACCCAUUCUGGGUCAAUAUCGGCCUGCUCGCUCUCAGCAUGCUGGGCUUCCUGCUGCCUCUCUACCUGGUUUGCUACAGACACAUGCUCCACAAAGAGCGGCACGAGAAGGAGAAUAACGUCAAGAUCUACAUCAAAAUUAACGGAUCUGACAUCCCUGAGGCCUUUGUUUAAUUACAGAGAGCAACCACAACACGAUGGAAGAAUGAAGAGAAACAUCUGAGUGGUGCAGCAUGCAAACUGACAAAUCCUCUUUAGCGAUGCCAUUCUUAUAGGACUAAUGUUUAUUGAGCAUGCAAACACACCAACAUCCUCUUAUUUAAAGUUUGUGCUGUGGAAGUCUACCAGAAAACUGUGAAAAGGAUAAACGAAGCGGAAGAGGAAAGACUGUGAAAGGAAAGAGGCAUCGGCACUCUGUAUUCCCCCAGUCCUCGACUUGGUUUUGUCAUUUUGUCACAAUAUUCCACAUUAUAAAAGCUUGUUUUGUCCAGUGAAACUGCUUAACUUUAAUGCUUAAACUCUCUUUAACUACCUUUGUGAGUGAUUAUGGGGGAGUAUAAGGGCCACAAAAACUACUUUGAGAAAGCUGUAAUGUUACGAGAAAAAACAUCAGCACAUUACAAAAAAAUAAACAAAACAGAACAAUUUUUCAUUGUAAUUUUAUGAAACUUGUAACGACACAACUUCACACUCUGAAAUAGUUUUUAACAAAUAUUGAAUGAUUUUAACCACAUUUUGACAAUCAACUUUCAAAACGUUAGACACAGUUUUAAGUUUCAGAUUUUUUUUUUCUCAUGAUAUUUUGACUUUUUUCUCAGAAUUGUACUACUGCUGUUUCAUUGUGACCCCAAUACUCCUUUGUAAGGAAUUGCACAAUUGUUUUGUUCUUUGAUUCAGAGUUUAGGAAGAUUUAAAUUUUAAGACCAUUCACAUUCAAUUUUAAUUUGACUGAGGAUGUAAGGUCAGUGUGAACUACUGUAUGUCUUUCAUUUAUUUAGAGACCAUUUUUUUCGUGUUUCUUUGGUAAUCUUUUGCCUAUUGGUCUACCUUUCCCACAUUUAAGUGGCUUACGUUGUUUUCAAGUAAGUACAGUAUUGUAGAUGUAUGUCAGGUCUUUAAGGCUUGUUUUACAAAGGACAUCACGCAAACUGCAUUAUUGGUAUUGCUAAAAGAAAAGUAACCAUUUAAA
This is a messenger RNA of Phycodurus eques (leafy seadragon), 3031 nucleotides long. It is a transcript of the gene slc43a2b, whose product is annotated as solute carrier family 43 member 2b. Gene Ontology annotation, molecular function: neutral L-amino acid transmembrane transporter activity; L-amino acid transmembrane transporter activity. Lineage: Eukaryota; Metazoa; Chordata; Actinopteri; Syngnathiformes; Syngnathidae. The coding region runs from base 220 to 2016 and encodes 598 amino acids. Gene Ontology annotation, biological process: transmembrane transport; neutral amino acid transport. The transcript has 15 exons. The record is from RefSeq and is a predicted model, not a curated record.